Huiozyma naganishii CBS 8797 is the source of this 2559-nucleotide messenger RNA. Its product is annotated as translation initiation factor eIF4G. Lineage: Eukaryota; Fungi; Ascomycota; Saccharomycetes; Saccharomycetales; Saccharomycetaceae. Bases 1 to 2559 code for a protein of 852 amino acids. Gene Ontology annotation, cellular component: eukaryotic translation initiation factor 4F complex. Gene Ontology annotation, molecular function: mRNA binding; translation initiation factor activity; protein binding. The transcript has a single exon. The record is from RefSeq and is a predicted model, not a curated record.
AUGUAUAACAACGGGUCCACUUUCUUGAAGUCUGCUCCAGCAGGGAACGGGCCCGUCCCCGCCACUGGUGCAGGUGCCGCAGCAACCGGGCCAAUCCCGCAGCAACCGUGGGGGGCGUACCCGAAUGCAGCGUACCAGAACUUCUACCCACAACCAAUGAUGCCAGGGAUGCCCCCCGUCGGGGUCGGUAUCCCCGCCAUGCCAAUGCCCACCCCGUCGCCUACCCCAUCUGCUUCUGCGUCUGAUGUGUCGCAGGAACCCGUGGAGAGUGAGACUGACGAGGAGAGGGAGGAGAAGAAACAGAAGGCAGAGGAGGUCAAGAAAAGUUUCAUCGAACAAGUGAAGGCUAGAAAGGCCGCGUUGGAGCAGAAGAAACUAGAGGAACAGAGGAAGAAACAGGAGGAGGAGGCUGCGAGGUUGAAGGCGGAGAAGGACGCUAGGGACGCCGCUGCUACAGAGGAGGAAGCCAGACUCGCGAAAUUGAAGGCCGAAGAGGACGCCAGACUUGCUGAAGUGAAGGCUCAAGAGGAUGCCAAGUUAAAGGCCGAGGCCGAUGCGAGGGCUAAAGUCGAGGCUGAGGCUAAGGCUGAAGCUGAUGCUAAGGCCCAGGCUGAGGCCAAGGAACAAGAGGCAACCUCUUCUCCAGCGGAGACAGACGGUGCUGUGUUGACCUUUGCAGAACGUAUGAAGUUGAAAAAGAAGCAAAUGGCGACUCAGGAGGCUCAAGAGGGUUCUACUACUCCAGCGGCCGACGUCCCAGAGACCACCGAGACAGCACAACAGGAGGUGUCAGCUGAUUCUCCAACUGAUGCCCAAACUGAAACUCCAACGGACGCUACAACGGAUACUCCCUCACCAACAGACGCCCCAGACGAAGCACCAAAGGAGGAGGAGGAUGAAGACUUCAUUCCUAUCACCAAGUUUUUGGAGAUUUUGUCAAAGGCAAAGCCAUUGGAGGACCCAUUCUCCUUCAAAUACCCUGAGGGAUUCGAGGGUCCAGAGGACAAGUACAAAAAGGCCGGUGUUAAGUACACGUACGGCCCCGCUUUCCUCCUACAGUUCCAAAACUCUGUUAAAGUCGGCCCAGACGCCGAGUGGAUGAAGGCCACAGGGUCUAGAAUCGUUAUCCCACCCGGUAUGGCCAGAGGCAACAAGUCGAGAGAUUCGGGCAAGUUCGGCUCCCGUAACAACAGCGGCAACGACUUCAGGUCAGGGUCCAUGAGAGGCGACUCCAGAGCCGGGUCCAAGAGAAGAUCCAAGAGAGACGACAGAAGAGACGACCGCAGAUCCAACAGACCACGGAGAGACCGUUCCGAGAGGGGCGGGUCCCAAAGAGGCGACGACAGAAGACCAUUCGAUGACACACCCGCAGAACCCGUCGCGCCAUUCGUACCAACAGCAAACAGAUGGGUGCCAAAAUCCAGAGCAAAGAAAUCCGAGGAAACGGAGAAGAAGUUUGCCCCAGACGGUGUCACCGAGUUGUUCGAACAACCGGAAAUUGAAAGGAAGAUGAAAUCCUUGCUGAACAAGCUAACUUUGGAAAAAUUCGACCCUAUCUCUGCAGAAAUCUUGACCUUGGCUAAUUUAUCCAAAUGGGAAUCCCGCUGUGAGACUUUGACCACCGUUAUCGAGCAAAUCUUCUUCAAAGCGUGUGACGAACCUCAUUGGUCCUCGAUGUACGCUCAACUGUGUGGUAAAGUCGUCAAGGACUUGGACCCUGAGAUCACUGAUGAAUCCAACACGGACAAGACCGGUCCAAAACUGGUUUUGCAUUACUUGGUGAUUAGAUGUCACACCGAAUUCGAAAAGGGGUGGACCGACAAUCUACCCACCAACGAAGACGGCACUCCACUUGCCCCAGAGUUGAUGUCCGACGAAUACUACAAACUCGCCGCAGCCAAGAGAAGAGGUCUCGGUCUUGUCCGUUUCAUCGGUCACUUGUACCGUUUGAACCUGUUGACCGGUAAGAUGAUGUUCGAAUGUUUCCGCAGAUUGAUGAAGGACUUGAACAACCAUCCAUCCGAAGAAGUCCUCGAAUCCGUCGUGGAACUAUUGGAAACCGUCGGUGAACAAUUCGAACGCGACAGCUUCCGUGCUGGGCCUGCCACUUUGGAGGGUUCUGCCCUACUGGACACUUUAUUCACCCUUCUACAACAGAUCAUGGAGACUACCAAGAUUUCUAACAGAAUAAAAUUCAAGUUGAUGGAUGUCGUCGAAUUGAGAGGAAGAAACUGGCGGAGCAAUAAAAAGGACCAAGGUCCAAUGACCAUCGCACAGAUUCAUGAGGAAGAGGAGAGACAGCGUGCUUUGAAACAGAUGCAGCAAAAUAACUCCAGAUCGGGCUCCAGACGUUCGAUGAGGGAUAACAGCAACAGGAACUCUUUCAGAAGAGAACCUUCGCAAACGUUCAGUAAGGACAAGGACAACUUUCUAACGAAAAGAUCCUUCUCUCAACAGAAACAAAAGCCUCAGCAAAAGGAGGAGGCUGCCCCAAUACCUAGCUCUGCAUCUACGAAUAUGUUCAGUGCGUUGAUGGACAAUAACAGCGACAGCGAGUAA